ACAAGUUUAUAAUGAAUUAAUAAUGUUCUUAUUAAUUUUCAAAUUUCUGUUAUCGUCUACAGCAAAAUCAUGAACUCGCCUGAUAAUGACUUCUAUCGUGGCUAAAGCAAUCGUCUGCUUUUGCAGUCGUUGAUAACCUGUCUUACUCGAGAAGAGAACAUGUAGAAACACUGAUAUAAUUCUCCCAUCAAUCGAUUCCUCUUCCCAUCGCGGAAUGUACAAUUCUAUCAAACUGUUCCGUAAAUUCUUCACGAAGACCGGAAGUUGGAUGACGUUUAAUCGACUCGCGCGUAUGAAGAGUUAUUAUAUCAGAAAGCGUGACGAGCUGAAGUAUAUCAGAAGAUGUCGCGUCGCUAUCGUCGGCAUCGGCAAAGUCGGCAAGUCUUUAGCAUACUUGCUGAAGAUGUAUCUGAGCGGCCUCAUGAAACUACGACUUUCGACUAAUCGGAACAAUCUCGAGGGAAUUACUGAAGAGUUGAAUAUAUCGACAAAAUUGUCAAUUCGAGAGUUUAAGUAUAUUGAUAGACUGCCGUGGGAUCUAAAAAGUGUCGAUACAAUUGUGGUGACUAUUGGAGUCUCUAAGAAGCCCAACAUGCAUAGGAGACAUUUGUUCGUGGUGAUUUUAGAUAUUUCGAAUUAUAGAUUCAUUAUUGUUAUGAAUACCGCGACAUUAUGGAUCUUGCGAGAUUUGUAUUAUAUAAUAAUCUUUAUACAUCAUUACACGCACAUACACACAAUAUAGUUGUGCAAAUAUUAAUAAUUCAAAUCAAACCACGCAAAUAUUAAUAAUUCAAACGGAGAUGUAAUACGGAUA
Molecule: messenger RNA, 814 nt
Organism: Odontomachus brunneus
Lineage: Eukaryota; Metazoa; Arthropoda; Insecta; Hymenoptera; Formicidae
Product: malate dehydrogenase-like
Exons: 2
Coding region: 215-742 (175 amino acids)
Molecular function (GO): oxidoreductase activity
Source: RefSeq, a predicted model, not a curated record